ACAAGGGGUGAGUGUCAGCAGGGUUCCAGCGGUGCCUUGCCGCCCGGUAAGGGGAGGUAUGUCUCCAUAACAGUGCACUCCGUAUUUGUGAGGAGUGCAGGGAGAACAUCGAACCCUCCAGAGGUCACCUCGGCACAAGCAAGGUCACCGCUCCAGAUCCAGCCGCCAUUUUCUCUAUCUCACCUCCAAGGGCAAAAACAGUGUAUCACCAUGGGUAGUGCACGGGACAUGCUGAGUGAUGACCUGGUGGAGGAGUUCCAGAUGGCGUUCGACAUGUUUGACCAGAAGGGGGAGGGCGAGAUCAGCGUGCAGAACCUGGGGACCAUCCUGAAACAGAUCGGGCUGAACCCGAGCCGUAAGGAGCUAGAGGAAAUCAUGGCGGAGGCUGACGAGGACGGAAGCGGCACGAUGGAUUUUGACGAGUUCCUGGAGCUGAUGGCGAAACAGAUGCAUCAGGACCAGUACACAUGAUAAGAUAUAACCUGUACAUCAGGAC
Molecule: messenger RNA, 496 nt
Organism: Branchiostoma floridae (Florida lancelet)
Lineage: Eukaryota; Metazoa; Chordata; Leptocardii; Amphioxiformes; Branchiostomatidae
Product: troponin C, skeletal muscle-like
Exons: 4
Coding region: 211-471 (86 amino acids)
Molecular function (GO): calcium ion binding
Source: RefSeq, a predicted model, not a curated record